CACAAUCACAAGAAUAAGAAACAUUUCGAGCAGCCUCUGAGUAGCUUUGUUGUUUGCUUCUAUACUGUACUGUCAGCUAUAUUAAUCAAUAUUUUUGGGAGCUUUUUACUUUUCCUCAGAAAUGUAUAAACCCACGUUGACGAUGGCUUCCAGGAAUUUUCCUGAAAUGAAAUGACAGGUCAAGCUGGUGCGCAAUCGCAGUAUCGUUAGCGGACUGCUUGCUAAAUUAGCUAGCAUAUCGAAUUCAACGGAGCAAAAUAAUCUAGCUGGUUUUUAAACAAAUCCGUGACAUUACAAUUAGAUUGUUAAGAAGUGUGCGGUAAUUUCGCUAUAAACGGGCUCUUACAAUUGCGGCAGGGGACAUUCUAGCUAGCUAAGUGCGUUAGUCUAAAUUCGAGAGCAGGCGAAUGUCAACAAAUGAACGACGUUCCCUUGGCUUUACAUCAACAACAAUAAUUGGACGAUCGAGGGUGUUGCGAAAUGGAAAUCUUAAAAAAGUAGUAUUGCUUCACCCAGAGAUAACAAUUCAGAAUUGCCAACGCUGGCCAGUUAGUAAGCUGUUUACUUUUACUAGCUAGCUAGCAAGGUAUUUCUCUCUUUACUGACAGUGACUUUACUGUAGCUUUCUGUCAAGAUGCCUGGAAUGGUGGCGUUUGGCCGGCGUUGGGGAAUUGCGAGCGACGAUCUGGUCUUCCCCAGCUCCUUUGAGCUGUUCGUCAGGGUUCUAUGGUAAGUGUUGUUGCCACACAAUUAAAACUUGAUCUAUCAAACGUGAGCUCGACAUUAUUGGGACGAUAUUUAAAGGGAGGGAUGAUGCAUAAGUGUUGUCAUAUACCACGUGCAUUAUUAAAGACGGCUGUCAGUAGUAAUAGCUACAUAGAUCCCACACUCUGUAGCAACUAACAGGACAGCAGCUGAAGGCCUAUUCUCUCCUCUUGGUUUUUAUUUAUUUUAUUAGAAAAUGUUAUCAUCCUUGCUGUGCCCAACCCACAACCACACCCUUCCAAAGGUUGCUGCAUUGACCUCUGCUGGUAUUGCAUUGAUGUGUUUUAAUGAGCUAAAUAAUCUAUACAUACCUCUGUCCUGCCCUACAGGUGGAUAGGGACACUGGCGCUGUACACUCUCCAUAAGGGGAAGUUUGACUGUGCUGGUGGGAGAGUUCUACACAGCUACCUGGUGGUUCUGCUCGUCCUGUUGGCUUUCAUCAUCCUGUCUCUAUGUGCCAUCGUCUAUGUCAGCGCUCAAGGUGAAUCCGGCACACUUACUGUUAUGAUACGAUGAGAGGAAUUUACAUUAGUUAUUGGUGUGAUAUGUUAUUUUUUUGUUUUACCACUCAUAGUAAUAUAUAAAAAAAAUAAACAGGUCUGUUUAUCAUAAUAACAUAUGACAUCAUCAACAUGGAACUAAUCUCUUAUUGUCUUUGUUUCCUUAGGGACUAUCACUAACCCAGGCCCGCGGCGCUCCAUCCCGGUGCUGGUAUACUUGCGGGCGAUGCUGUACGUCCCUGAGCUGAUCUGGGCCAUCCUGGGGGCCAUCUGGGUGUCUGAUGACAGCCAGGGCUGUCAGCCUGCUGAGGUGGGGGCCGUCAUUGCUGCAGUGGUCGCCAGGUGGGUGGGAAGAACUCGUUCUUUCUGAAUAUAUACUGUGGAAUGUUUACGUGUGGUUAAGGGCAACACAUAUAGGCCUACAUGCCCCAUGAAAACACAUUGGCAGUUUACAUGAUGUGAAACAUUCUCCCAUCGCCCUCUCUGGCAGUUGGAUCUUGCUGCUGUCGACGGGGGUGGGGGUCCUGUUUGUGUUUGACCCGCUGGGCAGCAGCCAUCCUGGGCCUCAGUCCCAGGAGCAGCUGGGGGUAAGGGACCUGGAGAGCAGUCAGGGCUCCCAGCUCCUGUCCACUGCCCGCUCCGUGGCUGUCAGGGUCUGGGAGAGCAGGCUGAGGCUCCUCUGUUGCUGUCUGCCUCGGGAUGAGAGCCACAGAGCUGCCUUCUCCAGCAUAGCUCAGCUUGUCAGUGGAUUCUUCUCGGUAAGUAAAGGAAACAGGGUGUGUGUACGCGCAUACGCAUCUUGUUCAGAUUUUUUAACUAAUCAUGUUUUCUUUGUGUGUGUAUUGUAGGAUACAGACCUGGUUCCCAGUGACAUCGCUGCAGGUCUGGCUCUGCUACACCAGGAGCAGGAUAAGAUGGAGCAGUGUAGAGAUCCAGACGAGGUCCUAUCUCACAGCCCCUCAUCACCUAUCGUAAGUACUGGAGUCAGUCAAUUAAUCAGUGAGUCUUUCCAAUCAGUCAAUCAAUGAAUCAGUUGCCUUGGCGUGUGUGUUUUCCACAGGCGGAGGAUCUUGAGGCAGAGCUGGAGAAGGCAGCCCACUGUAUGCAAUUUGCUGUAGCUGCAUAUGGCUGGCCCAUGUAUGUCUACUCCAACCCUCUCACCGGAGCCUGCAAACUCAGCGGGGACUGGUAAGACUGUGACACCUCUAAUUUAACGUGCUCAUCCUCAUCGAUUUUUGAGCCGGGGUGUGAAAGUAAUUUGUCCUACAUAUUUGUUAACAGCAUUAUCAAGAGCAGUGGACAUCAGUGUAUUAAACACCAAAUACAUGAACAAAAACACAAGCACACAUACACUACCAGUCAAAAGUUUGGACACACCUACUCAUUCAAGGGUUUUUCUUUAUUUUUUACUAUUUUCUACAUUGUAAAAUAAUAGUCAAGAUAUCAAAAUUAUGAAAUAACACAUAUGGAAUCAUGUCGUAACCAAAAAAGUGUUCAACAAAUCAAAAUAUAUUUUAUAUUUGAGAUUCUUCAAAUAGCCACCCUUUGCCUUGAUGACAGCUUUGCACACUCUUGGCAUUCUCUCAACCAGCUUCACCUGGAAUGCUUUUCCGACAGUCUUGAAGGAGUUCCCACAUAUGCUGAGCACUUGUUGGCUGCUUUUCCUUCACUCUGCCGUCCGACUCAUCCCACACCAUUUUGGUUGAGGUCGGGGGAUUGUGGAGGCAAGGUCAUCUGAUGCAGCACUUCAUCACUCUCCUUCUUGGUCAAAUAGCCCUUACACAGCCUGUUGGUGUGUUGGGUCAUUGUCCUGUUGAAAAACAAAUGAUAGUCCCACUAAGCUCAAACCAGAUUGGUAUGGCGUAUCGCUGCAGAAUGCUGUGGUAGCCAUGCUGGUUAAGUUUGCCUUGAAUUCUAAAUAAAUCACAGACAGUGUCACCAGCAAAGCACCCCCACACCAUAACACCUCCUCCUCCAUGCUUUACGGUGGGAACUACACAUGUGGAGAUCAUCAAUUCACCCACACUGCGUCUCACAAAGACACGACGGUUGGAACCAAAAAUCUCAAAUUUGGACUCCAGACCAAAGGACACAUUUCCACCGGUUUAAUGUCCAUUGCUCGUAUUUCUUAGCCCAAGCAGGUCUCUUCUUCUUAUUGGUGUCCUUUAGUAGUGGUUUCUUUGCAGCAAUUCGACCAUGAAGGCCUGAUUUACACAGUACCCUCUGAACAGUUGAUGUUGAGAUGUGUCUGUGACUUGAACUCAGUAAAGCAUUUAUUUGGGCUGCAAUUCCUGAGGCUGGUAACUCUAAUGAAGUUAUCCUCUGCAGCAGAGGAUAACUUCAGAGGUCUGGGUCUUCAAUUCCUGUGGCGGUCCUCAUGAGAGCCAGUUUCAUCAUAGCGCUUGAUGGUUUUUGACAUUUUCCGUAUUUACUGAACUUCAUGUCUUUAAAGUAAUGAUGGACUGUUGUUUCUCUUUGCUUAUUUGAGCUGUUCUUGCCAUAAUAUGGACUUGGUCUUUUACCAAAUAGGGCUAUCUUCUGUAUACCCCCCUACCUUGUCACAACACAACUGAUUGGCUCAAACGCAUUAAGAAGGAAAGAAAUUCCAGAAAUUAACUUUUAAGAAGGCACACCUGUUAAUUGAAAUGCAUUCCAGGUGACUACCUCAUGAAGCUGGUUGAGAGAAUGCCAAGAGUGUGCAAAGCUGUCAUCAAGGCAAAGGGUGGCUAUUUGAAGAAUCUCAAGUAUAAAAUAUAUUUUGAUUUGUUUAACACUUUUUCGGUUACUACAUGAUUCCAUAUGUGUUAUUUCAUAGUUUUGAUGUCUUCACUAUUAUUCUACAAUGUAAAAAAUAAAGAAAAACCCUUGAAUGAGUAGGUGUGUCCAAACUUUUGACUGGUACUGUAUGUACUGUAAACACGUAAAUGUACUGUAAACACCUAUAUGCCAAUAUACUGUGUGUUUCAGCUGUAAGACCCAGUCUGCUGAGUAUGACAUUGUCGGAGGAGACAAUAUGGGCUGCCAUUUCUCCUCCAUCCUCCACAGCACCGGCCUACAGUACAGAGACUUCAUCUACGUUAGCUUUCACAACCAGGUACUUCGACUCAGGGCAAAUCUCAAGUGAGAUCCUAUUCCCCCCAUUAGUGUCCUGCCUGUUGGCCCGUAUUGAAUUCUCUAGUACUGAUAAAUAUAACUCUGUCUGUUCCAGAUCUAUGAGAUUCCGUUCUUCGUGGCUCUGGACCAUAAGAGAGAGGCAGUACUGGUGGCUAUCAGAGGAACACUGUCACUCCGGGUGAGACUUAUCAUCUCUAUCUAUCUAUCUUAUCUAACUUAUCUAUCUUAUCCAUCUUAUCUAUCUAAUCAAUGUCUUUCACUAGUUAAUGUACAUUUCUGUGUAGGAUUUGCUGACUGACCUGUCUGCAAACUGUGAGAACCUGCCAGUAGAGGGAGUGUCAGGAACAUGCUAUGCUCACAAGGUGGGUGGAAUAAUCACAUUACAUAUACAUUUUACUCAGUUAGCAGACGCUCUCAUCCAGAGCGACUUACAGUAGUGAGUGCAUACUUUUUCGUACUGGCCCCCGUGGGAAUAGAACCCACAACCCUGCCGUUGCAAGCGUCACACAUUACCAACUGGGCCACGGGACCAAACUUAACUUAUUUUAUUGAGCUUUACUUUCUUACAAUUUCUAUCAGAACAUAAAUAAUUUCCAAAGGACAUGUUAGACGUGAGCUGUAACCACUGUGUUCAACAGGGCAUGUCUCAGGCAGCCAGCUACAUCUGUAAGAAACUCCUCAACGACGGCAUUCUAAACCAGGCUUUCACCAUCGCACCUGUAAGAACACUUACCUUUCCUCUUUCAGAGAAAUUACAUUAGUUGUAUAUAACUUUAAAAGCACUAACUGUGUGUGUGUGUUUUUUUUUCAGGAGUACAAGCUAGUCAUCACAGGCCACAGUCUUGGAGGGGGUACAGCCUCUCUCCUGGCCGUUCUAUUACGGAGCUCCUUCCCCACCCUGCAGUGUUAUGCCUUCUCUCCACCAGGGGGACUCAUGAGGUAACAAGUUCAACACACGUAAAAAAAUAAUGCAUGCUUAGCAUUACAUCAAGCGUCGAUUUAAGUUGGUGUAAUGUACAUAAUAUUAGUCAGAUCGAUUUCCUUCUGUGCUCUCUCUGCAGUAAAGCCCUGGCUGAUUACUCCAAGGAGUUUGUAGUGUCUGUGGUGCUGGGGAAGGACUUGGUGCCAAGGUGAGGAGGAGAGGAGCCCCCCCCCCCAACUCAGACAAAUUGUUUCCCUGAAACAAACUGUGUUCUAUUAAUGAGUUUCUGUUAUGAGUUUCUCACUAUUGGACAUUAUUAUACUAGUACACACAGUGGACCAGGAUAGGGACUGGGAAACUCUUGUUGCGUGAGUGCAUGUAAUAAUAAUAAUAAUAGUAUUAUAAUAAUAAUAAUAUGGGCCAUUUAGCUGAUGCUUUUUAUCUAGCGACUUAGUCAUGCGGGCAUACAUUUUACGUAUGGGUGGCCCCGGGAAUCGAACCCACAACCCUAGCGGUGCAUGCUCUAGGACCAUGCAUGUGUCAGUGUGUCAACUCCAGUGGAAAGUCCUGAUUCCUGAGUCUGAAUGUGAAAGGGCUGUGGUGUACGAUGGAGAUGAUAUAUUUAGGAUCUGUCCCCUUAUUACAGGCACACAGAAAAUGAGAGCAACUCCCCCGCCCUCUCAAACUAUUUUCUCUCUCUGAGUUAGAGUUCAAGUGCUUGUUCUGUGUUUUGUUGAAAGGCUGCACAGAUUUAAUUCAUUUUUCCUCUCUCUCCACCUCCAUCUCUCAGGUUGAGUUAUCCCAACAUGGAGGACUUGAAGAGGAGAAUACUGAAAAUGGUUUCUAAUUGCAAUAAGCCCAAGGUGAGAACAUUAUCAUUCAAAUCCAAAAUUAAGUUUAUUAUGAGUAAAAUUAUUUGGGCAGAAUCCUAACUUUGGAGAGGGACCCUGAUGAUGUCUGAUGACUUCUCUUUUCUCUCUCUCUCUCUCUCUCUCUCUCUCUCUCUCUCUCUCUCUCUCGCUCUCUCUCUCUCGCUCUCUCUCGCUCUCUCUCUCUCUCUCUCCCUCCCUGUCCCCCUCUCAGUACCGUAUCCUGCUCCAGGGCUGUUGGUAUGAGUUGUUUGGGGGAGAGCCUGAUGACUUCCCUACUGAGAUGGACAACAGACGGGAGGAGGAGCUUAACCAACCGCUUUUGGGGGAGGAGUCACUGCUGAUUCGCGGCUCAUCAUCCUAUCAAGGCCUGUCUUCCGAGGACUCGCCUGUACACUGCGCCCACCUGCCACUUUACUUACCGGGACGUAUACUGCACAUUACAGAGGACGGGCCGUCACGGAGGUGUGUAUGAGGCACACACACAAAUUAAAGGAGACAUUUACUUUUUACAACCAGAUCUGUAUUUUGGCAUGUUAUAGAAGUGUUCAGACACUUGUUUUUGAGAAACUUACCCCAAACCAGCGAGACUUCCUCAUCCUCGUUGUGCAGUAUGGGCGCUCGAACAAAACAUGAACAAAAGCUCCAAAAACACCCAAAUACAUGCUUUUAGAAACGGAAACACUCUCAGUAUAGUGAUGCAGGUCUUCCAUUUUGUCACUCCCUCCAUUCUCCACACGGCUACACAGAGAAUGGAACUGCUAUAUAGUGGAAACUGCUCGAGUCUUACAAAAUGGAAAUAACGUUACUGAUUAAGUUCAGAAUUACACAAUUUUGGUUGUAAAAAAAAAAAAGUUACCUUUGAAAUCAUCACUUUAUGUCUUAAUAAAUCACUGUGUGUUUAGUUAUUGAAAAUAACUCAAAAAUAUAUUUUUUAUCAUUUAUUUCCCUGAGCCUCCUUUGGUUCUUGAAAUGCUCAGGCUGAUCGUGUGGGCGUUAGGAAACAAAUUUGAAGAUAUUUACAUACACAACCCUGUGGUCUAGAGUCCACCCCCUUGCCCAGAUGAAUAGUCAUUGGUCUAUUAUAAUCAGAUCACAUUGUCACGUCAUGUUGGCCCAAAGUUCCAUUCAUCUGAACAGGCUGAAAUUCCAGGAUUGUUUUCAAACAGCUCUUACAUAAAAAGGGCAUUGUUAUCAUUUUCAGAAUUUAUUUUGACCUCAUAGUGGAAAUAUGAAGAAAAACAGGAAAAUCACGUUUCUAACUGCACUGCCCCUUUAAGUACAUUACAUCCAUGUCUGCCUUUAUCAUUGACCAAAGUCCUCCACUUUUUCUUCCCUCCUUCAUCCCUCCUCCUAGGUCCUGUUUUUCCCAGGUGCGUUACCGGGCAGAGUGGUCCAGUGAAACGGCAUUCCGGAGUGUUCUCAUCAGUCCCAGGAUGAUCGCCGACCACAUGCCUGACGCUGUGCUCUGGUCGCUUCGCAGUCUGACGCAGGACAGGCCCUUCAACCUCUGCCCCUCGUCGCUUAGCAACAGCCACCUCAACGUCAUAUGAGUCACACUGCUACACACACACACACACACACAC
Messenger RNA from Coregonus sp. 'balchen', 7756 nucleotides. The record is from the annotation of a GenBank genome assembly. NCBI's taxonomy places the organism in Eukaryota, Metazoa, Chordata, Actinopteri, Salmoniformes, Salmonidae.